GCCAAGUUUUCCGUAACCUCGUAUUCAGCAACUUGUCGUUCAUUCUUCAUGUUACAGUGGCGGAGGAACCGAGGAGGGAAGGGUCAGCCUCCUCCUUAAAAAAGAUGCUGAGGAGGAGAGAAUGUGAACUUCACUGUCAUCAUAGAGUUUGCAGCCCUCCACCUCCACCCCAGAAAAAUCCGACCAUCUUCCUUCGUCACCGUUAGUAUAACGUGACCCGGAUGUAAACAAGGCGUCACAAGGGUUUUCCCAACAACUUCAUGUUAUGUCAAGUUCCAUUAGUGAUGUGUCCAACUUACUUUGUAAAAAAAAGAUACUGACAAAAAGCAGUCAUUGCAGACUGGUAAGAGAUGAUAAAAGCUUUUAAUAUUUAUGACAAAAUGAACCUCUGAGCGCAAUGGAGCAUCGGGUCAACACUUUGUUCGGUUUGUCAUUGUUCAUCCUUCUGCCUUGUGCUUCAGAAUGGGGAUCGUAUGGACUAUCUCUGGACAAAUACAAUGGGUCCAUUAUCGUGGAGGAGAGUGUGAUGUCAAAGAUUGAGUUUUCAUGGCGAAACCUCACCGCACCUUAUAGGGCUUUUGUUCUUCACAAACCCACGGACUUCAAACAUUUUGUCACAAUAUGUAGAUUAUGCAGAUCGCAGGAUAACUGCACCAGCAGUAACGACCACGUGUGCCAGUGCUUGCAUCCUGACCACUUCAGGCUGACCAAGACGUUUAGAGUUGAGGACACGGGGCAGUUGCUCUUUCAGUUGUUUGAUAAGACACCGCCAAACACACUCGUUAAUAUUUCUGUCAUACCGAAGACCACGACUACUACUACGAUCACCCCACAUCCGAGCAGGACGACCAGUCUCUCAUCAUCCACACACUCCACACCAGUGGCGAAGUGGAAGUCGAGCUCAUCAUCCACUACCAGAAAACCGAUGAGUUCCUCUAGCGGAAGUGACGUCAGCGCGACUGCGCAACACGCCGGUGCCAUCAUCGCGAUUACUGUCGCCAUGCUGUGCGUCAGUGCGGUCGCCAUCGUGUCGUCCGUCGUCAUGGGUUACCGCCUGAGGUCCCUCCGUCAGCAGGCGAGAGACAUGAAGCAGGAAGCUGAGACUUUCGAUGUCCCUGGUUACUCGUAACAAGCACCGAUGACCAACCCAGACCUUAUUUCAGGCUUCAACAUUUGUAGGACAAACAAACAAACAACCAAGCAGGCAAACAAACCGACGAGAAAGACAAAAAGGGUUAAAGUUGAAGUUGUGAGAUCGAGAAAAUGCUGUGACAAUGUUUACAUAGUAGCUACUUAAUUUAAAUAACUGUUUCCUGAUGCAGACCACGUGUGCGAAGAUACUUGUGUUGCAACAAAGGAAUGAUUUCCUGCUACUGAAGAAACAAUUUGUGUGAAGAUGUACAUCACACUUUUACAAUAAACAACAACUUUUCCCCUGUGUGCCGAGAUGUUUACAGUCCCUCUCCAAUGUCCUACUACUAACUUUUCGUUAGAGCCAAGAUGGUUGUAGGUCUGAUACACUUUAGAAAACCUUUUUACUAGAAACAUCACGGGUUUUUAUGCGAAGAUAUUUACAUGGCUGUUCUGAUACAAUGAAGAAAAUAUCCGGACUGAGAAACACAGAAAAAGAUUUAAUCGUCCACUCAUCUUGUUAGGUCGUUGGCCCACACGGGUAUCGAACUGGCGGGUCUCAGAAUUCAGUGUUGUAACUAUCCACUUCCACAGUCAACACAAGUCUUAUGAGAAUGUUUUCAAGUAACUUCAGAUGUGAAGAUGUUCACAGGACUGCUGUUUUUUAGAACAACAAACUUCUAAUGAGGACGAGUGGUUUAUUCAAAUAUUAUAAUAAAUAUUUAUUUAUUUGUAUUUUAUUAUUAUGCGUGUUUAAAUACAAGCAUGUUUAAGGUGACGAAGAAAACAAUGGUGAUGAAAGAGUGACAGUAUUAAAUGUGAUUUGUUCUUGAAACGAAUAAAACGAU
Messenger RNA from Pomacea canaliculata, 1979 nucleotides. RefSeq lists its product as uncharacterized. Lineage: Eukaryota; Metazoa; Mollusca; Gastropoda; Architaenioglossa; Ampullariidae. The record is from RefSeq and is a predicted model, not a curated record. The transcript has 3 exons. Bases 398 to 1129 code for a protein of 243 amino acids.